This is a messenger RNA of Metarhizium acridum CQMa 102, 1029 nucleotides long. Lineage: Eukaryota; Fungi; Ascomycota; Sordariomycetes; Hypocreales; Clavicipitaceae. The record is from RefSeq and is a predicted model, not a curated record.
AUGCCAGCCAUUGCAUUGGCCAUCGAAAACUUGGAUUUCGAGGUCGACUCGUGCCUAUUCAACGUGUCUGGAAAUUCUGCAACUGAGCCCUUAAUAAUACACAUGCCUCCAUUCCCCCAACCUGAUGGCUCGGCAUCCAAACUACCACCAUUUCUUCGAAACCGACCAGUUGCCAGUAUAAAUUACAGAUGGAGACCCUUCUCAGAGCCCUCGUCAGAAGUCACAAUCGUAAAUAAAGUCUUCAGCCCGUUAUAUUGGCCGACCCCGGUCCACGACACCUCGUUUGCCUUUGCAUGGCUCAUUGAGAAUUUUCUGCCGCCAGCUCAAAACAGGCGCAACAUUUACAUUUACGGAUCAUACCUUGGCGCCAGCUUAGCCGCGUCCCUAGCUCUCACAGAGGCCCACGCACACGCGAGAUUCGGCGUCAGAGGCCUCAUUGCGUACAACGGGAUAUACAAUUGGACCAUGUUCCUCCCCGACCACCGUAUUAACAGGCCACCCAAAAGGUCCAAGACAACAACAGCUCCCCCAGGGCCCCAAGAAGGGUCGCAAUUACACAGGCUGCAAGAACAAAUGCCCGCCUUGUUUGACAUGCCGUCAAACCUAUUUGAUCCGUUUGCGAGCCCAAGCUUGUUCUUUCACAGUCCAGGCUUAAUUGUGCCGCAAUCAUUCUUCAUGACAGUAGAACAUUCAGCCCUCAUUGACAACAUGACGAGCGAUGAGGAAAUUACACCAAAACCCAUGAAAUCGCCAAGAAAAUCCCACCUAGUUUUCCCACCAAGGCAGUCGACGCUCAAAAUUCCCGAUACUCUUCUCUUGUUUGACUCGGCUCCACUGCCCAUCCCGAAGCUAUCUACCAAACCAAAGAGUGCACGACCAAGGAAACGUGCAAAGCCAAAAGGCCACAGUUUUGAGGCCCAGGCAGUAGAGUUGGCCGAAUUAAUGAGACGAAGUGUCAACGUUGUGGAAAUGAAGGAGCGGAGUAUUGCAGAGCGUGGUGAUGCAACCAGCACGAGGCCUGCCAAAUAA